Lutzomyia longipalpis is the source of this 5781-nucleotide messenger RNA. Its product is annotated as F-box/LRR-repeat protein 16. The transcript is spliced from 7 exons. Gene Ontology annotation, molecular function: protein binding. The record is from RefSeq and is a predicted model, not a curated record. NCBI's taxonomy places the organism in Eukaryota, Metazoa, Arthropoda, Insecta, Diptera, Psychodidae. The coding region runs from base 517 to 1995 and encodes 492 amino acids.
ACUUGUACAGUGUCAGUUGGGAAAAGCUCGUGGAAAAGUGUCCGUCGUGGAGUUUUCUCACACACAAAACGCACUCACCAUUUUCUCCAAUAGAACGCACUCAAAAGUGAGGUGAAAAAAAAAUUACAAAGCGUAUUAAAAAGAUUUUCCAUGUUAAGUGAAUAUUUAAAGGGAAAUUUAUAAACUUUUCAAGAAAAAGAUUUUUUUUUGGACAAUUUUUCUCCUUGGAGGGUGUGAAAGUGAAAAUUCUCACUGCAAAAUUACACAAGUAAACGGGGGUUGAUGUUUUGUGUGUUUCUCCCCAUUUUCCUACCAACCCCCUUUGUGUACCACAUGAAGCCGGAUUCUGUGCACAAAAGACAAAGUGGUUGAAUAGCAGAGAAAUAAAAGAAGUUAACAUUUUUUUCCAAGAAACUAAAAAAAAAACAAAAAGACAAUCCUGUGAAUGAUUCAUAAAUUGCGCAAAAGUGUCUUCCAUUUUGAAAAACGAUGAAUGAGUGACGUGAGAGUACGUUUAUGUUGAAAAUGUCCUCAAUUUCGGCUCAAGGAGUCGUUGAGCGCGCGUCCGCCGAACUAUCGAAGCGCAUCAACGGCCUGGGACUCCGAAAGCACCACGGCACCAAGGCUAGUGUCAUGGAGCGCGUCACGAAUGUCCUCUGUGGCGGCAGUAGUGGUGGCCAUGCAUCCGCCAAUUCCUUGGGUGCCCCCGAAAAGCCCUCCCGUAUGGCCAGUAUGAAGCUCACGGUGUCCAAAGGUGGUGCAACACCAUCCAGUCAAACGGGAACGCCACAAAUGACGCGCAAGAGCCCCCCAGCUCCACCUAUACUCACUGUUGAACAACUCCUCGUGGACGAGCGCUUCCUGAGCCGUUUCUUCCUCUACUUCAGCCCGCUGGAACGAUGUGUCUUGGCACAGGUGUGUCAACGCUGGCGGGAUAUUCUCUACCGUAGUCCUCGUUUCUGGUCCGGCUUGCUCCCAGUGCUGCAGAGUCGUGAACUACGUCAAGCAAGUGGGCAGGAUCGCGUGAAGCUCUAUAAUUCACUAAUACGGAGAGGCUUUCACGCAAUUUGCCUCCUUGGCGCCACAGACGAAGACGCUCUGGAUAUUGUACACUCCUUUCCACUUGCUUCGAAGCACAUCCACUCCCUGAGCCUUCGAUGCUCCUCCGUUAGUGAUCGAGGACUUGAAGCUCUUCUUGAUCAUCUUCAGAGUCUCUUUGAACUGGAGCUGGCCGGUUGCAAUGAGGUCACCGAAGCAGGACUCUGGGCGUGCCUCACACCCCGGAUAGUUUCCCUCUCGCUGGCAGACUGCAUCAAUAUUGCCGACGAGGCGGUGGGUGCAGUGGCACAGUUGCUUCCAUCGCUCUAUGAAUUUUCUCUGCAGGCUUAUCAUGUCACAGACGCCGCCCUGGGGUACUUUUCACCAAAGCAAAGCCACAGCCUAAGUAUAUUGAGAUUGCAGUCUUGUUGGGAGCUUACAAACCAUGGCAUCGUUAACAUAGUCCACUCCCUGCCACACCUGACGGUACUAUCGCUUUCGGGAUGCAGCAAAGUCACGGAUGACGGUGUUGAGCUGAUAGCGGAAAAUCUGCAAAAGUUACGUGCUCUGGACCUGUCGUGGUGCCCAAGGAUUACGGAUUCAUCCUUAGAGUACAUUGCAUGUGAUUUAAAUCAACUCGAGGAACUCACGCUCGAUAGAUGCGUUCAUAUAACUGACAUUGGGGUUGGCUACAUUUCCACAAUGCUCUCCCUCUCAGCACUCUUCUUACGUUGGUGUUCGCAAGUCAGGGACUUUGGAUUGCAGCACCUCUGCUCAAUGCGAAACCUUCAAGUUCUCUCGUUAGCUGGUUGCCCUCUGUUAACCUCAAGUGGACUCUCGAGUCUCAUCCAAUUGCGACAUUUGCAGGAAUUGGAGCUCACAAAUUGCCCAGGAGCCUCACAGGAGCUCUUUGAGUACCUCCGUGAGCACCUACCUCGUUGUCUCAUUAUAGAGUAAAUUGAUAUUAAUUUGUAAAAUUUUUAGGUGAAUUCUUAUAGGUAAAAUUUGUAUAAAAUAGAACUUUAAUUUAAGAUUUAGACAAAAAAAAACAUUAAAGUUAAGUGAACGCGCGCGCUAACGAUUAUUUCAAAAAUGGAGGAUAAAUAAUAAAAAAAAAACUUUCGGGAGUUCGAAGACAAUGUAAAAGAGAGGAGAGCUAUAGGAUGUAGGCAGAGUUUUGUAGUAUUUAAACAUUUUCCAUUAGAAAACUCAAAAGUAAAAGUAAAAUAGAAUUUUAGAGAAAGUCCUCUUGUGAGAAAAUUUCAUUUUAUAAACACAAACUAAACCACAUUUAGGAAUAUCAAAUAAUCAGGAGAGUUUAGUAGUUGACCUUUGCAAAUAUUUGUUGUGUAUAAGAAAAUGAGGAAAAGUCCAAAUUAAUUUAUAUAGAAUGUUCUAUAGCAAAAGCUCUCAAGGAUGCACGUAGAUUGUCGGAGAGUUUAACAAGUUUAGUUUCCAAUUAAAUGGCUACGAUAACGAGGCAAAUUAUAAAGAUGUAUUUGGAAAGUUUUAGGAAGGAAAAUUUCGGAAAAUUUGCAAGUAAAAUUGGAUUUUAUUAAGCCCCUCAUAUCGUUUUAAAUUUUUCAUUUCAGAAUUUUAUAAAAUAAAAUUUAAUAAUAUUGGCAAUAUUUCUGGAAUGAUUAGAGAUUGAUAAACAAUUGAUUGAGCCAAUAAAUGCUCAAUUAUAUUGAGUCAUUUCAGCGGUUCUUCAUGUGUCUAAAAACCGAAAGACCUCAAGGUAAAGUUGGAAUAAAAAAUUUAUUGAGUCAAUUAGACUGAUCAAUAAUUGAUCAAACAUGGAGAAAUCAAAUGAGUCAGAUCAAAUGUCCCAAUCAAUUGAUUAUUUUUUUGACAGUGGAUUGACCAAUCUCAGGUCAAAUCUAAUUGCUCAAUAAUUGAUCCUCUAUGUGGACCUUUAUUUGCAUCCAAUCCAAACUGAUUCAUAUUAAGUCAAUUUUAUUUCAAUCAAUUUUCAAUCACGAAUUGAUCAAAUAUUGACCAAAUAUUGAUCUUCAUUUUUUUUACAAAUUGUUUGGUCAAUUUAUGCUCAAUCAUUGGUCAAUCACACAAUUUUCGUUCAAAUAUCGAUCGAUUACACAAUUUUUGCUUGGCUGAGUCAUUUUUUUUUAAAUUUAACUCAACCAUUGAAAAAGAAAAAAAGGAUAUUUUUAAAGACUUUUAAAGGAAUACAAUUAUUCUAUUUGAGAUUGCGUGCAAUAUUGCGAGCUUUAGCUGUAGAAAUAAUCAUAUUAAGAAGACUGCCUCAAUUAAUGUUUUAACAGCUUCAAUUUCCACACAAAAAUAUAAUAAAUUUCAACUGAAUUAAGAUAAAGCAAAAAAUAGCCUAUCCUGUCCAUCCUUAGUGGAGAAUCUUCUUCAAACCACUCCUUAGAAAAAAAAUGAAGAUCACAUUGUAGAAAAAAAGCAAAUUAAUGUACUAAUAUUUCCCCUCCAACGUGUGAAUAAAUGUGAAUUAAAAAAAGAACUUUAGUCAAUUUUCAAGGCACCAAUCCUUUCUUCUUUAGCACUCAACAAUCCUCUCAAAUAACCACCCACUUUUGAGCUCAACUUCACCACGUAAAGACACAAAAGUAAUGGCGAAAACAAUGUAGAAAGAAAGAAAAAAGGAAAUUGUACAAAAUGAGAAAAGUCUCUUUGCUGUGUAAUUAUUUAAAGGGAAAAUAAAAGAAAAUAUUGGCUUACAUGGAAAAUAUUUGUUGUGAGGGAGUUAAGAGAAGUAAAAAGUGAAAUGAUAAUAUUUGUACAUUUAUCACUUUGAGCACCUGCCCAUGACUAGCAAAAAAAAAGAGAGAAAUAGAACAAAAACCUACAAGAGAGUGGAAAAUCACGCGAAGAAUUGUGCAAAAAUCCUGCAAAAUUUAUUAUUAAAAUGAAAGAAAAUUCGCAGAGACAAAUGCUCUUGCUAGGCUUUAGUAGAGUAAAACAUUUUUGUAGGAGAAAAGUCGGAACAAUAGAUCGGAAUGUGCUUAGUUUGUAAGGAAAAAUUAAUUAAAAAAUAAAAGAAAAAAAUCAAAUUAAAAAAUAAACAUAAUUAUAAAAUUCAUUUUCCUUUUUCCCAGCCUCAUCUGUGUUUCCAUAUUUCUUCUCAAAGACUGAAAGUGGAAUAAAAAUUAAACCGCGGGAGAGAGAAGAAAUUUUUUUCGUGUCUAAUAUUCAGUAUUAUAGAGGAAAACAGAUUUUUUUAAAUGAAAAAUUUUUGCAAAAAAUGUCAAAAUAUUUAUUGAAGAGAAUAUUUUGUAAAUAUUGUAAAAAAAAAGUAUUUUGUUGAAAAUGCACUCGGAAAAAAAAAACAGAAUUAAACUAAUUCUUUUCACAGUUGUGGUCAAAAAAACUUCCCUUUUAGAAAAUUAAUCAAAAUAGUGAUAAUAAAAAAAUUAAUCCUUGGAGUAUUUUGCUGACUAAAGUGGCCAAAUCGACUUUUUUAAUCGCCACAGAAUUAAAAUCUAUUUAAUAUUUCGUGAGGAGAGUUUCAUUACUACAAUAUCUUCGAAAGAAAACUUGAAAAAAUAUUCUCUUUUGAAAGAAAAUGAAGGUCAAAAUUUUAAGGUUAGAAACUUCGGUCCUCCAAGUGUUAAAGGAACUUUAUGAAGCUCAUAGGUUAUCACUAUAAGCUUUGGAAUCAAAUAUGGAAUCUUUAUGUUAUUUUUAACUUCAUAAAAUGCGUUUUUUUAAUCAUUAAUUAUUUUUAACAAAAAUUUUAAUUGAGGUUAUGUUACAUCGAUAUUAGCAGAUGGGGAGAAUUUUCUUUUAUAGUAACAUGGAAAAAUUAUUAUGACUCUUUUGUUUAUUCAGGUGUAAAAGUGAAAUUCGUUUUACCACUUCUGAGUGUCCCUAAUAAAAAUAAAACUUGUCUCAUAACCUCAAAAGUUUAAAAAUUUUACAAAAAUACAAAAAAUACCAAAAGUAUCAAAAACUUUUACUGCCAAAGGUGAAAAAGAACAUUUUGAAUAAUACUCUGACGUUAUAUUUUAAAUUAUUGCCUUCAGUAGCUUUGGAAAUUUUUGAUUCUUACAACAUUUGCAUUUUUUAACGUUUCUUUUUGCUAUGAAACGUAGGUUACUGGCCACAAAAUUUAUUUCGUAUUGAUGUUAAGUUAUAAUUUUCAAGGAUUUUCAGGUUAUUCCAUUUUUUUCCCGUGAAAACAGACAUAAUCUGCAUUUUACUAAUCAAUCUUAAUGCAAAAAAAAAAACAGUUUGAACUGCUAAAAUACGAAUUUAAUAAAUCAGAUAAUUUCUUGCAAAUUCUAACCUAGACUAUUCUUUUUAAGCGUUAAUUUUUUAAGCUAUAAAAUGGACAGAAGUUUUUUUUUUAGAGUUAUUCAAAAAGUCAAUAAAACCUCCUAAAUUUAGUUGACUGAAAAGAAGAAAAACAUAAAAAAAUAAAUCAAUAAUUCAAUUGACAAUAUUCUCAAAAAAAAAAAUCUCUAAAUAUUCAAGAGGACAAUACUAUUUCGCUUGACCAUCACUGUACCAAUCCAAAAUAAUUAUUAUAGAAGGGAAUAUUUUUUUGACCAUCACUGUAUUUUUUUUUUCAAAUUAAUUCCUGAAUCUUUCUGAGUGCAAUAAAUAACAGCACGCGAUUUGGAAUUAUGUUGUUCGUCAAUUGUGUGGGAAGAUUUUUUUUCGCGAAAGUAAAAGUCCCAAAAGUAUGUUUAAAAAAUUAAAUAUAAUUGUAGCAAUAUAAUUAAAAAUAAUGUAAAUAAAACAUGAUAAUAAUGAUGA